UCUUUGCUUCUUCUCCAACUGUCUCCUCGCUCCUGUUGGAUUACCUCUGAGGAAGGACCUUGUCUGGAUACUCCUCCUCCUCCUCCUCCACCUCCUCCUCCUCUCCUUCUCUCUUCCCUCAGUCCUCUGCUUCCCUCCCCUCUCUGCCUCUCUUGUCUCUUGCUGAGGGACCCCGGGGCUCUCAGUCUUCCCAGAUCUCACGUCUCUUUCUCCCUCUUCGCCUCCCCUCUCCCCUGCUUCCCCCCCUCAGGAUGUCGUGUGAGGAGGCUCAGCUCCACAAAGAGAGGCUGCAGGCCUUGGCGGAGAAACGAAAACGGCAAGCUGAGAUUGAAGACAAAAGAAGCCAGCUUGAUGACCUGGUGCUACAACUACAGCAUCUCAAGUCCAAAUCUACGCGUGAGCGAUGGCUCCUCCAGGGACUGGGAGCGGAGGAAGAGGGUGUGCGGAGGAAACAGCUGGAACAGGAUGAAGAACAAGGGAAGAGGCUGGAAGACAUAAUACAUAGGCUGGAGUUUGAGAUCGGCACACUGGAGAAUGAGGAGUCUCUGAUAUCAGCCAAAGAGCAGGCUCUAAGGGAACGUCUGAAAGAGACGGAGCGCUCGAUAGAAGACCUGCAGAAGAGUCUGAUGACCCGUGAUGGAGAUGCCAUCGGCUGCAUGUCCACCCCGCUCCAGGACUGCACGGACCCCGAUCCUGACCGCGACGUCCUGGCCACCCAGCCCAGGACUGGCCCACCUGCCAUACCAAGACCUGCGAUGUUUGCCAUGGAGAUCAACGUGCAGCAUGACCCGCAGACGGGCGAGCAGCGCGUCCUGUCGGCCAACCGCGUGAGCCCGCUGGAUGCGGCGUCACGCGGCAUCAAGGUCUACGACGAUGGCAGAAAGGUGGUCUACGAGGUCACUUCCUCUGGGGGGGUGUCCACCAACACCAUGGAGAACGGUUGGAGCUCCGCGCAGGUCGAUCAGCUGAUCCAGCGGGCUGCCAGACCUGUCGUGCAAGCAGGAGAUGGCGGCAGGGGUCAGGUGACGGUGACCCCGGCUGCCCCGCAGGCUUAUGUCUCCCCAGCAGACUUGGAUGAUCUGUCUCCACCCUCCUGCGCCCCACCAUCCGUUCCUUCAAGCCCGCCAGCCCAGGAUCCUCCAGAGGGAGACCCGUCUUGGCAUGAUGCCCCCUCUGCUCCCAUCACAACCCAGCCGGGCUCCUCAGCCCACCCGGGCAGCGAGCUGAACGCCACACCACAAGCCAGCGUAGAGCACCCGGUCACCAUGGUGUUCCUCGGCUACCAGGAUGUUGAGGACACGAGCGAGAGCAGGCGGCUGCUAGGUUUUGACGGCGCCGUGAAGGCCGAGGUGGUCCUGAUCGACGAAGACGACGAGAAAUCCCUGAGGGAGAAGACGGUCACCGACAUGUCCAUCAUCGACGGCACGGCGGCUGACCUCGUGUCGGGGCGGCCGGCCACGUCUGAGGCCGUCAGCACGGAACUGUCAUCCGAUGGCCGCGAGCCCGACAGCAGCUCCUCGCCCCCCGCCAAUCCCGACGCCAUCGCGGCCCCUCCGCCCGGCCUCACCCCCGCCACAGGUUACGGCAAAACGGGGGUUACCGUGACAACAGCAAAUGGGUAUCAAGCUCCCAUUCCGACCAGGCAUCCUCACACCGCCAUGAAAUUGUGGCGGGCAGCCGAGGAUGUCAGUGACCCAAUACCAAGAGAGCGGGCCUUGAAGAGCGUCAGUUUCCAGGAAUCGGUCAGCGUUAUCACUGACAGGCCUGCAAACAUGGAACUGGAGAGCCAGCAGAUCCAGCAUGGCUGUCUCAGCAGCCCCAGCAACCGAGCUCACAGUGCACUUGGUGUGAAGGCAGAGACUCCUGACAGCGAGGUGGUGCAGGAGAUCCGCUACUUGGACCAGGUUUUAGACGCCGCCUCAGAAACACCCACCAACGGAAACUCUUCUCCAUCAGAUCACACCAAACCAAUCAGCAUCGAUGGGAACUCUCCUUUUGUCUGCGUGUCGGCCUCCUCUCCUGUCAAUCACCAAUCAAUCGUUGUGGAGGGGCUGAGACAAACCACGUUCCUCCACCAGGAGGACUCCGCUGUGAGGACCAACGGCCACGGGCAGGGAGAGGAGAUGGGGAGCGGCAGGGCCAAGUUUGAGCUGAGAGCAUUUCAGGAGGAGAGGCGGCCCGCGAAACUCUUCACCCCUGGAGAGGAGCAGCAGGUCAGGGUGACGAGGAGACGACCCUCAGGGGAGGUUCAGGAGCUGGAGCGUGAGCGUAUGGAGCUGAUCAAAGACCAGGCAGUGAAGAAGAACCCUGGGAUCGCCCAGCGCUGGUGGAACCCUCCUCAAGAGGUUCCUUUGGAAGAACAGCUGGAUGCAGAUCAGCUUGAGUCUCUAAAGAAAUACCAGGAGAGGAAACAGCAGAAACAGGGUCACAUCUAUACAUACACACAGCCCCAGGUUUCAGGUCCUCCCACAAUGGUUACCUUUGACCCCGAGCUAAACAGGAAGGACGACGUUUUGGAGGAGCAGAUCAACUUCUCGUCUGCCAGAAAGCAGUUUCUGCAAGGGGGGGCCACCAAGAGGGACGUAGCUCCUCACAUAUAUUCCGCCAAACCCUUUUCCAAAUCCAUAACCAGGGGCAGCCACGGGGGCGGUGACAUUGUUGCAGAAACCGGGGAGGGUCACGUGACCUGGUCCGAUGAAGGAAUUGCAUCAGAAUUUACUUGCGCACGAGCUGUUAUGACAAUCCUGCCUGAUGAGGAGGAGAGGAAGAGCAAUUUCUAUCCAAGUUUUCACCCAGAGGAGUCCGACUCGGGAUUGGACGAGUUAUCCGUCCGUUCUCAGGACACCACUGUCUUCAGCUUGGACAAUAUUUCUGACAGCGGGGCUUCGCUACCGCCAACCCCGUUGCCACUGACCCCGGUGUCACCGCCCACCCCUCAGCCCACCACGCCAGUCAACGGGCAGACCAAUGGCAGUCCAACAGAAGACGACCUGGAGUACCACGCAGGGGUACUCGUCCAAAAUGCCAUCCAAAAUGCCCUGGCAGCUCGGGAUGGAGAGGAGUGGCAGCGCUCUGAGUUGAAUUCUUCACAACUGAGCACCCCUGUAUCUCCAUCCUCCACUUCAACAAGUAGCCCGGUGCCAGUUUCUUCCUCCCCUGUGUCUUCUGGUGGAGCUCCCAGUCUCCAAUCAUCUGUGUGCUACAGUCCGGCUCCAUCCAACAUGUCCCCUCAGCCAGACAGAGGGCCAGAAGUAAGGGUCUUACUCCAAGAGGAGCCUUCAGAAUCAGAUCACGCUCCGCAGCAGCAGCCCUCCAGUCCAGUCCAGCAACCGCAGCUCCGGACGCCUUCCCCGCCUCCUUCUCAGCCCAUCUCUCCACCACAGAGGCCCAAAGACGGAGGUCCCAGGAUCAAAAUCCAGUCCUCUUACGCCAGAGCACUCGCCUCCUCGGCCCCGUCUCCAGCUCAGGCGCCUGCCUCUUCCUCGGCAGCUCCAGUUCCCAGGCCGACCCCGGUCUACCGUCCCCCUUCUCCCCCAAGCCCGGAGAAAGCAGAGUUCAGCUACUUCAGUAAAUACUCGGAGGCGGCUGAGCUGCGCAGCACAGCGACAGCGGCACGAGGGCCCGAGGCGGAGGCAGCCAGCGGCCCAUUCCGCCUGCGCUCCAAGAAGCAGCGGACUUUGUCCAUGAUCGAAGAGGAGAUCCGAGCAGCUCAGCAGAGGGAGGAGGAGCUGAAGAAACAGAGGGAGGAGAAGCCGGUUGUUGUCGUCCGCCCCAGCAUCUCCUCCAGCAACAGCCUCGGUCCCGUGAGGUCGGGGAUGCGCCAAACCAAGAUUUCCCCAGCAGAUAAGAUGAAGAGCAACAGCCUGCCAGCCAGACUCACACUGACAGCGAGGACAGCACCAGGAAAGAUUGAGAAGGUUCGACCUGUACCGCCUGUCUCACCCUCACCCUCAGAGGGAGCCCUGUCUGACGCCGGCAGCGAGGACUCUGGAGGACGACCCAAAAACUUCAUGGAGACGCUUAUGGAAGACUAUGAAACACACAAAGUGAAGAGGAGGGAGAAAGUAGAGGACAACAGUUAUGCCCAUUUGUUGCUGGUUAACGAGGUUCUGGAGGCCACUCGCGUCACCAGGAGGAAAAGCGACAUGGCUAGGAAGUGGGAAGCCGGUAUCUACGCCAAUGAGGACGGAGAGGAGGAGGAGGAAGAAGAAGAGGAGGAGGAAGAGGAGGAAGAGGAGGAGUAAACAGCUCCUCUCAGAGACAUAUAAGGGACUGAGUAGAAAGGUGGAGGAAGAAGAGGAUGAGGAGACUGAUGGAAAAAAUGCAGCGAGGAUAGGGAAAGGAAACAGUAUUUAUUUUACUAAUAGUAUUCAGAUGAUCACAUGACCCCCUGGCUCGACCAAUGGGACUAAUCCAAGAGAUGCAUCAGGUUGUGUUUUUUGCACCUGAAGACUGAAGGCCAACAGUAUGUUAAAUGAACGAGUAUGUGAGAGACAUUUGAGGUGACUUUGGAGAAGAAAGGUCAGUGAUGAGAGAGACACUUUGAAAGGGUUUUAUGGUGGCUAAAGAGCGCUGUCCAGAGGUAUAUAUGGUAUUAAAGGUAUUUACUAGUUGGUAGACGCUGAAUGACUUAAAUAUUCAUAGGAUUUUCAUUUGCCUGUAAUUUUUUUUUUUUAUUGAAAUAUGGACUGAGAUCCAAAGAUUUUCUUUUGUCUGGUUGCCCGAGACUUGUUGAUAAUGGUUUGAGCAACGGGUGCUUGAUAAUGACCCCAAUUAUCUUCAAAAUGUGUGGAAAGACAAGCAGGUGUGUGUGUGCAUUGUGACUUUCGAGAAGCGUCGGACGAAAGGAGAAAAAGCGAGGCCUGAUUUCUGUAAUUGCAGAAUUAUUUCUUAACCCGGAUUUUUACGAUGCUGCAGGAAGGCUGAGACGGUUUCCAGACACUGAACCAAAUGGGACCCGAAGCAUCGCUUUCAGAGCACGUAAAGUUUUAUCUUCUGCGUCUUGCAGUGCCACAGAACACCACAGUACAGAUUUAACAAUCAUAUGACACGUUGGUGGGAUCUUUCGCAAUCCUUUUAAGCAUCUAUAUUAAAUCUUAAGUGCCGACUUGAGGGUCCUUGAACUGCAGAAUGCUAGCGAGGAAAUUAAAAAAAAACUAGCAUCAAGGUUCAACUUUGCCUUAGACCGUCUGUUAUUGUUUGAUGCACGAUAUGUAUGAUGUAUUUUAUCUUUUUCAUAUUCUGUAUUACUACAGUUUACAGUAGAAGAAAAAAAACACAAUCACAUUAGAUAGAAAGUCUGUAAAUGAAAAAAAGUGUCUUCAGUGACUUCUUAUCUAUUAAGUGACGGACAGACAGGGAGGAGGGAAGCUAACUGCGGGUCACGUUUGCGUCACUUCACAGUCAGUGUGAGUAUUAAUUAAAGGGCUCGGUCGGGGGUUUUAUAUUCUACAAAUCACUUAUUUUAAAUUUGCUGGCUACGUCGCUUCGUUGACCUGUGAUUUCUGAUGUAAGCAGUUGUUUCAUGUAUUAUACUGAGGUAGGACUGUGUAUUUGAUAUAAGAACAUGUAUGUUAAGAUUCGAGUCGGGCAAUGGCCGUAUAUCUACUAAACAUUGCGAGCUGAGGAUAAAGUUUGAUGAAAAUAAUUGAAAAAGCUUUUUUUAUAAAAUGUUGUUGUACCAAAACAGAAUGUUUUUUAUGUUACUUAGAGAACAGUCAGCUUAUGCUUUUAAAUCUAUUUAACAAGUACUGAUUGUGUGCAUGAAAUGACACUCCUUUCCUAACCUGAAACAAGCACACAACAAGAAGAAGAAGAAAAUUGACCACCAGUAGAAAGGGUCAUAAACAGGCCGCAAACUAUAUGCAGAACGUGUGUUCAUUUUGUAUGGUAAUGACAUAACAGCGAGAUGUGCUGUGGUUGGCAAUUUUUUUUUACUGAAUAUAUGGUGAGCUUUGAUUUUGCAGGACGAUGUGACUUCCUGUUUUGUUGGAUGAACAAAGAAUAGCUGCAACACAGGCCUCUAUGAGUGUGGUGAUGCUGUGGAUUGUGUAGAAAGCAAUGUUCAGCUUUCGAAAGUUAAACGGUAGCCACAUUGAAACAGGAACCUUCCCUGAAGCCUACAGAAUUAAUAGAAAUGUGUCAACGUGGCUGUAGAAUCAGUACUUUUAAACCACUUUAACUGAAAAGUAGCAAAAUGUUUCAACUCUCCAGUCUCUGUUAGCUUGUUUAUUGAAGCCUUUGAGAUUUGUUCAGCAUGUAGCUGGGGUAUGGUGAGAAAGAUUUCCCUGUGAACUGCUGGUCACAGUUUUUGAUCACCGCAUCUGUUCGCAUGUCCUCUUCAAGUGUCCUUCACCAAGGAACUGACCUUUCGGUUUGCUUCACAAAACUCACUGAAUAAAAUCGAUAUAAUUAAAACUGAGGUAAACUUGCACAAAAGAUAAAGAAGUGUGGGACACAUGCUAACCCCUUGGCAAUAAUGUUAUAUAAUAAUAUUAUAUUUAUGGUGACGGUCCCAUCCUGAGUGCAACUUAUCUGACUCUAUUUAAUUAUCUAUUUUAAUAUGUUCUCUGAGAAAAACGUAGUACCAGCAACCACCAACCAGAAGUGUGUGAUGUGCCCAUUUCCCCUUGAAACAAAAACCCACAUUGGUUCCAGAGAAUCGUCCUCGUUCUUGUUUUUCUACACGUACGAUAUUCUUGUAUAUAAAAUGG
This is a messenger RNA of Anoplopoma fimbria (sablefish), 6713 nucleotides long. RefSeq names its product A-kinase anchor protein 2. The record is from RefSeq and is a predicted model, not a curated record. Gene Ontology annotation, biological process: regulation of cell shape. Gene Ontology annotation, cellular component: membrane. NCBI's taxonomy places the organism in Eukaryota, Metazoa, Chordata, Actinopteri, Perciformes, Anoplopomatidae.